UACCAUGGAUCCAGCCCUACUAAGAGACAGGGAGCUCUUUAAAAAGCGAGCCUUGACCACACCAGCUGUGGAAAAACGUCCAAGUGCUUCUUCAGAGUCUUCAAAGAAAAAGAGAGCCAAACUUGAACCUAGUGGCACUUCGGGAUCCAAGCCAAGCUUAGAUGGCAGCAAUGGGUCAUUUAAUCUCAAGAGCCUUUCUGGGAGUUCUGGAUAUAAGUUUGGGGUCCUCGCUAAGAUUGUUAACUAUAUGAAGACUCGGCACCAGCGAGGAGACACUCAUCCACUAACACUGGAUGAAAUUUUGGAUGAAACACAACAUCUUGACAUUGGUAUCAAACAGAAACAAUGGCUCAUGUCUGAGGCUUUGGUGAACAAUCCCAAAAUUGAGAUUAUUGAUGGUAAAUAUGCCUUUAAGCCAAAGUACAACUUGAAAGACAAGAAGGCUCUUCUGAGGCUACUAGACAAACAUGACCAACGAGGCCUUGGUGGGAUUCUGCUUGAAGAUAUAGAGGAAGGGCUUCCUAAUUCCCAGAAAGCCAUAAAGGCACUGGGCGAUCAAAUUGUAUUUGUAACACGGCCGGACAAAAAGAAAAUCCUUUUCUACAAUGACAAAAGCUGCCAGUUUACCGUAGAUGAAGAAUUUCAGAAGUUAUGGAGGAGUGUCCCAGUAGAUUCCAUGGACGAUGAGAAGAUUGAAGAAUACCUAAAAAGGCAGGGAAUUUCUUCAAUGCAAGACUCUGGACCAAAGAAAAUUAUUCCAGUGCAGAAGAGGAAGAAAACUACUUCACAGAGAAGGAGGUUUAAGACUCAUAACGACCACUUGGCGGGAGUGCUGAAAGAUUAUACAGAUGGUGCUCCAGGCAAAUCAUAAAAGCAUCAAUUGGACUAAGGAUGUUUACAGAGUAUCUUCACUGCAGGAUCUCCUUAGCUGCUCAUCAACUCCAAACCUUGAUAGUUACCUAAUAUUUCCCCUCACAGACUCAAAAAUCCAGAAUUACAUUCUCUGGGUGUUAAAGAGACCAUUUAUUUCUGUCUUAGGAGUAUUAAAGAAUCAAAUGUACUAUACAUUAGCUAAAAAAAUAUCCUAGAGCUGCCAUGUCUCUGCCAGACACAGACCGAUUGGCAGUUUGUGGAAGCCGAAUAUUGUGCUGGUUUUGCUCUGCUUAAUUCUGUUCAUUCUGAUCCCCUUGUUGCUCAGAUAAAUAUGUCUCCAGCAUCUGAUUUAAUGAGUUUUGUGUUUAUUGUAUUUAAAGGGCAAUUGUGCUAUUUCAAUAGCAAAAAUAACUCUUUCUUUUGUUAGCCAACAUAAAAACUUUUACGUACAAAAUGGUUAAACCACUUUUUUUCUUUUGUUUUAAUGUAAUAAAGAUUGUUUUCUUUUGAACCUUCUAUAAACUUGUCUAAAUUGGCACAUACGUAAUGUACCAUAGCAAAAAGUGAACAGAAAUGAUAUAAAGAACAGUGGUUCAAAUUUGAUUUUGCAAAAUCCUGAAUAAUAUAUAUUUUUAAAAUAAAUAGUUGCACACCUUUUUGGAA
Messenger RNA from Xenopus tropicalis (tropical clawed frog), 1536 nucleotides. It is a transcript of the gene gtf2e2, whose product is annotated as general transcription factor IIE subunit 2. The record is from RefSeq and is marked provisional. NCBI's taxonomy places the organism in Eukaryota, Metazoa, Chordata, Amphibia, Anura, Pipidae. Gene Ontology annotation, biological process: DNA-templated transcription; transcription initiation at RNA polymerase II promoter; regulation of DNA-templated transcription. Gene Ontology annotation, molecular function: DNA binding; RNA polymerase II general transcription initiation factor activity. Gene Ontology annotation, cellular component: transcription factor TFIIE complex; nucleus.